Messenger RNA from Ogataea parapolymorpha DL-1, 1707 nucleotides. RefSeq lists its product as uncharacterized. The transcript has a single exon. Lineage: Eukaryota; Fungi; Ascomycota; Pichiomycetes; Pichiales; Pichiaceae. Bases 1 to 1707 code for a protein of 568 amino acids. The record is from RefSeq and is a predicted model, not a curated record.
AUGAUAUCGUCCAGGCCAGACCCAGGCACACCGCCCCACGCAGAACCGCAGCGCACGGCCAACACGACCACGCACCCGCGCACGAGGGCCAGCACCGAGUCGGCGACUCAGCCUCCGCGCCGGACCGAGACGGUGUCAGGCAGCAAACAGCGAUCGCAGUCUGUGCCGAACUUCGAUCUGACCGAGCUCAUGGAUGCGUUGACUUUUCUAGAGCCCACGCCAGUGUUCCCACCCUCCUACAGCACGCUGGUGCCGGGAAAACCCAAACCGGUGUACUCGAACCCAGAUGAGGGGCACGAGCUGCUGCCGGACUAUCUUCCGACUGUUUACAAGAUUACCACGCUAUCGCGCAAAUUGGAGUGGAUCUCGCCGUACGAGCUUGCGCCGCAGCGGCAGUGGCGAUCGGUGAUCGUCGAGCUCAACUCGACACAGCUCAACAUUUACAAUAGAGACGCUGCGGCACGGCCUGCGGGCUGUUUGUCGGCAGACGACGAGAGACUGUAUAAGUCGCGACUCACAACGUCGCACGACUUGCGCGACAAGGCGUCUUUCGCGCAACAGGGCCUGCUCGUGCCCGACAACUUGGUGCGCUCCUACUCGCUUCAGUACGCCAAGGUGGGCAUAGCGACCGACUACAAGAAGAAAAAACAUACGCUGCGGCUGCGUGUCGAGACAGAGCAGUUUCUGCUGGAAUUCCCGACCGUCGAGAGCAUGAUCGAGUGGUACUGCUGUCUGAAUCUAGGAAUCGACAACUCGCUCGACCUGACCCGCCGCGAAAUGCCAAAAUAUAGAACCGUGCCGCGCCGCCGGCGACGCAACAGACAGCACGGCGACUCGCUGAUGGUCGGAUACAGACGGCGGCCGUCGCUUGGGAUGUUCCGGCGGCGCGCAAGCUCGGCAGACCUGUCGUCGCUGGUGUCGAGGUGGAAACGCAAGUUUUCGACGGCGGGCUCGAAACUGGCCGACAUGCGGCACGAUGAGCCGGGUGUGGUGUUUUCGGACGUGUCCGACCACGAGCCGCUGUCGCUGGAGUCGCCUGCGAACGAGAGUGCUGACGAGGCGGAGCCGGACGACGAGAGCGACCAUCUAGACGCGACGUUCGACGACGACGACGGCGACGCGCCUGCGGAGGAGUACGAGUACGCGCAGCACACUCGGCACGGGUCCGACGCGACGCUCGUGACGCUGCUGUCGACGUCGUCUGCCGAGGCCGAAACGGAAGCGAUGCCCGAGCCCACCCCGGUGCUGUCGACGCCGUCAUCGCUGUCGAACGGACUGAGCAGUUCCCCCACGUUGCAGCAGCGCGCCACGCCGUCGACAUCGGUGUCCAGCUCGAGCCUUUCUGCGCCGCCCGAGAAGGAGUUGCGCAUGCAGUACAAGUGGGGGGCCGACCUGCGGCUGCCCUCGCGGCGCAAGAUCUUGCGCGACUCGAUCCGGUGCAUGACAACGUUGACCGCGAACGAGCGCUGGGCGGGCAAGUACGUUGUGCGCGACGCUGCGUCGAUGGACGUGGCUUUGAAAUCAGGGGGUGCCAGUUUCUAUUCCCCAGAUUACACGAUCCCGCACCAGCAGGUGGGGCGCUACUUUGCCGGCGGCGGCGUCGGAGCCGCCCCUCGCCGGCCACAGGGGCUGGAGCGACGGCUCCAGGAGUACGUGGUGAGUCCUUGCGGUUUGAUCCCACGGAUCAACGAGGGUUCGCAGCCAUGA